CUGAAAAAGGGCUUAGGGUUCUGCCAUCAUUUCCCACUCUCUGUAUGUGUAGAAUUCGUUAUGUCACAGCGCUUCUCGCCUUCUUUCCCGUAAAAGAUGCCAUCAAAGCAGCUGCGUUGUCAAGUAAGUGGAGGUAUCUUUUGAGAAACAUUCUCCAACUUGUUUUCGAUGGAGAUUUUACUCGCAUCACAGAGUUCUGAUGGUUUGUGAUGGUCCGAUAACUGAGUUCGUGCUUGACAUUCCUGGCUUGACCCCAUGUUCUUGAUAUCAAUUGGAUGAUUCUUCGCCUUUCCAGCAAAGGGGUCCAGGAAUUUAGUCUCGUCUUUCCAGAAGUUUUGCAUUUGGAAACAAUUUGGUUUGUGGGAUUUAGCAGGCUUACUCGUCUUGAAUGGGAAAUCUUGUAGCUGUUGGGUGAUUUCUUUGAGAAUGUCAUUCCCAAGUGCCCGCUGCUUGAAGAAUUGAGUCUUUUUAAGUUAUGGCUCAGUUGGUAAACUUGAGAUUGUUGUUCCUCGUCUUAAAGUGCUUUCUCUUCAGUGUGAGUGGAUGUCAAUUGUCUUUGAGUUUAUCCAACUUCUUUCAGUGGUAACAAUUCUUGAUAUUCAUGGAGGCAAGUGUUGUUUAGCUACUGAUAAAUAUGAACAUAGCCCUUGUUUCCCCGUUGGGGAUGUUAUGGAGCUGGAUGUGGUCACUGUAUUUGCUUUUCUCCUUGCACUCCAGCAGUUAAAUCUUGGGCUCGAAUUCGAGAAAGUAAGCUUUGCUUCCCCCUACUCGACUUGUUCAACCUUGUCUACCUGGUUUCUCGCCUCAUUCAUUCAUGUUGUUGCUUUGUAAUUGUUAGUACCUUGCUGCAAGUGAUAAUAUCCCCACUGGGCUUCCUACUCCUCUUCACCACUUACAAGUCCUGGAAAUGCCUAACAUAUUCUUGGACAGCUUGCAGGAAGCGCAGUUUCUUAUAUGUCCUCAUGAGCUCCCCCAACUUGCGCCCGCUCACCAUUCAAAGGAGCUGCAGUCUGAUUGAUAUGGUAGUUGUCUUCACGCGUUGGACACUCAGGACAGGACAGGCCAGGCUUGCAGGUAGUAGUGGAGCUGAUGAGGUUUGUGUUAGCCAAGGCCCCACAUCUUCCCAGAGUCAACUUCCCGCUUUGCCGUAAGUUGGACACUUCAUUUGUGAAUGGAUCAUAUAAUUGUGCGUCCAAAGAAGCCAACACUUUGUAGCUUUACACUCACAUUUUAACCUUGGCAUCACUUCAACUUCUCGGGAAGUGCACGAUUCGAAAUGUUUAAUUUUUCCUUCUACAAUCUGUGUUUGUUACAGUUUUCUCAGCUUUGUGUAGAUACAACCAGGCUGUGCAUAGGGGUACCCUUCUCUGUGCCGGCCAGGCAGAUACCCACUGAACCGCCGGAUGGCGUUUCAUGCAUUCUCAUCCAUCAGAUGAGACGGUGACAUUUUUGUUACUCGACGGGGGAGACACAUAAAGCCUUUGGAUGGGAGCAUUGGCGUAUUCUCAGUCGUUAGAUGUGACGGUGGUCACAAGUGCCUUUGCGUAUUGAUGGGGGUACUCUCUUCCUUUUUUAUUCCCUUUUAUUCCGGUCAUUGAUUCCGUUUUUUACUGCGAAAGUGGCGUGUUACGGUGUAAGCGUCAUCUUUCUCGACAAGGGUUUUCCUUAGGGUAUAUAAAGAAAGAAAGAUUGGUGGGUUAUUUAGGGUUUUGGCAAUGUGUCUCCAUCAAAGUUUCCCUCUGUUUCUUCUCCUUCAGUGAGAGGGAGAGAAAAGACUUCGUUCUCUCUUUGUUGUGAAGCUGAGCAGAGCACCGAUCACUUGUUUGUGGUUUUGUGUACUAUAAAGCCAACGACAAUGGAGCUGGGCGAGUCGACUGUUGAUAGGAUUAGCAACGUUCCAGCCAAUGCGAUAGAGCAAAUUCUGACGCUGUUGCCCAUAAAAGAUGCAGCGAGAACCAGCAUCCUGUCAAGAAACUGGAGGCAUCAUUGGAGAAGUAUUCCUCAACUUGUGUUCGACGGUAGUUUUGCUCCACCACUCCCCAUUACGGAACCCUAUUUACCGGAUGAGAAAAAGGUCAUGAUGGACAUUUACGAAGCUCUGCUGCUUCAUGAUGGUCCAGUAACCAAGUUUGAGCUCUCAAUUCCUGGAUUCAGAGAAGACUGUCCACGUAUUUGUAAGUUGAUUCCUCACGUUGGAAGCAAAGGUGUCCAUGAACUUGCUCUUCGGUUUUCCAAGGGUCAGACCAAGCUGCCUUCCUCCCUGUUCACCGCCUGCAGUCACCUGACUGUUUUGAAACUGCAGCAUUGUAGUGUUGGUGCACCAUCUUCUUUUGUGGGAUUUCGUAAGCUGGUCGUUAUUGAGCUUGAACAUGUUAUCAUGCCUGAAGAUUUCCUGCAGAAGUUACAGCCGGAGUGCCCCCUGCUCCAAGAGUUGAGGGUUUUAUACUGUAGCCGGCAAGAAUAUAAACUUAAUGUGCCUUCUCUCAAAGUGCUUUUCAUUAAGUCGAGUGGUUCCGGUUGUAACAUUACGAUCCAGCAUGCUCCAGUGCUUUCAGUGCUAUCACUGACAGAUGGUUGGACGUCUAAGAAUUGGUUAGCACUGUUUGCUUCUCUCCCUGAGCUCAGGCAGCUGACUUUUGCAAUUCAUUCGCUGAAAUUGGGUACUAAUAAUGCCCAGCCGUCUUCAGAGGUAAUGGGUAGCCUACAGGAGCUGUUGGAAGCAGAGGAACGACAUGGAAUUUGUUGCCUUCAACAUCUUGAAGAGUUCGACAUUCUGGAUAGCCAAGGUAGGCAAGUCGAGCUGGACCUGGUGCGGCUUGUUCUGGCCACUGCCCCACAACUUCGUACGAUCUCGAUUAAGCGUGCAGUUAACUUGUCAUCUGAUAAGGUUCUGGGAUUCUUGAAUGAGCUGGUAUCGUAUAAGCGUAUUUCCAAAGACGCAGAGGUCAAAUAUGUCUAGGAAAAUAUGAGGUUGAGUUGAGACACUUUGUAGCUUUUACCUCUCUUGCCCUUUGGGUCGUUGCCCACCUACUUUCGUUGGUGCUUGAUUCUUUUGUUCUCGUUUCUUCUUUUCCCUGCAUGAUGUGAGGGUGUUUGAUCCCGGUGAGAAUGUAGUAGUUUUGAAGUGUUGUGGAACAGUCCAAUUUGAGAAGUUUCAGUAUUUUUUUUUUUUUUUUGGGAACAUGAAUUAUGUAAAUCUGGAUUGAUUUAUUCAGCACAUUGAGGUGAACAAUAUUCUACAAUUUGGGUGUCGCUGUUGUCUCUGCAUUAUUAUUAGUGUCAUAUUAGACCAUCGCACUU
Molecule: messenger RNA, 3300 nt
Organism: Linum tenue
Lineage: Eukaryota; Viridiplantae; Streptophyta; Magnoliopsida; Malpighiales; Linaceae
Source: the annotation of a GenBank genome assembly